AUGGGCUCCGUCGAGCUCGUCUCCCUUCUCAGAAAUCCGACCGCAAAUAACAUCCAAGGCCGACGGACAACCGCAACCCUCCACCUCCCCCUUUCAACACCCUCGAGACGAAAGGACGACGCGAUCGCAAAAAUGUCGGCGAAGGCGGAAUCCACCACCAAGAAGUUCGGCUCGGGCACCCGGGAGGUCCUUGCCAAUUCCGAGAAGGCGCAGAAGUGGUACCCUGCCGACGAUGAGUCCCAGCCCAAGAAGGCGAUUAUUGCUGGCUUCAAUCCGAGUCCCACUGGAUAUAUUAUCCUAGAAGUCCCGAUCAACACGGGGGAACGGAGAGAUGCAUACUGGCCGGGAAUCUCCAUCAUCAUGCGGUCGCAGCAACAGAUUCCGCUAACUGGGUUCUUCCAACAGGUCCGCAAGGCCAUCCGCCCUUGGGCCCCCCGUCAGAGCCUCCAGCCCGGUACCGUCCUCAUCCUGCUCGCCGGUCGCUUCCGCGGCAAGCGUGUCGUUCUCCUGAAGACCCUCGAGCAGGGUGUCCUCCUCGUUACCGGCCCCUUCAAGAUUAACGGCGUUCCCCUGCGCCGGAUUAACUCCCGUUACGUCAUUGCCACCUCCCUCAAGGUUGACAUCUCCGGCGUUGAUGAGAAGAAGAUCGAGGAGGUGUCCCAACCCAAGUACUUCACCGCCGAGAAGACCAAGGAGAAGGCCGGCGAGGAGGCUUUCUUCAAGCAGGGAGAGGCCCCCAAGAAGAAGGAGGUCAGCAGCAGCCGCGCCGCCGACCAGAAGGCCAUCGACAAGGCCCUCCUUGCCAACAUCAAGAAGGUCGAUAUGCUCGCCGCCUAUCUGGCAACUUCCUUCAGCCUCCGCAAGGGAGACAAGCCGCACGAGAUGAAGUGGUAA
Molecule: messenger RNA, 894 nt
Organism: Sodiomyces alkalinus F11
Lineage: Eukaryota; Fungi; Ascomycota; Sordariomycetes; Glomerellales; Plectosphaerellaceae
Exons: 5
Coding region: 1-894 (297 amino acids)
Biological process (GO): cytoplasmic translation; ribosomal large subunit assembly
Cellular component (GO): cytosolic large ribosomal subunit; ribosome
Molecular function (GO): RNA binding; structural constituent of ribosome
Source: RefSeq, a predicted model, not a curated record